CUUUUUGCCGUCUCUCUUUCUUCGAUUUCUCUCUUCUCUUCUUCUCAACAUCUCUUUUCUCUCUAUAAGAAUCUCGAGCUUUAUCUUCUCUAGAUCGAAUCUCUUUAAUUCGACGGAUCGGAGCUCAGGCUGAAUCGAUUAUACAGGAAUUCAGAGUUCGCGGGAUUGGAAUUCGACUGGGGUAGUGAAAAAUUAGGGUUUCGAUUCUGGUGGCGCAAGGUGUAACGUUGGGCUUUGAGGUGGAUCUAGGGUUUUGAAUUGGUGAAGAUAUAAGGAAGUGGAACAGGGUUCGGUUUCAGAAUUAAGGAGGAGGGAUUGAUGGUAGUCGAGGGGGAAAAUGCAAGGCUAUGCAUGGGCGGGCAGGUGAGGAAAGGAAAAGGGGCCGGCACAUGUGGACAGGACCCACUCGUGGCAAUUCGGUUGUAGCUGGUGAUGUUUCCUCGUAUUCUUCUUCGGUAUCUCCAGCUAAUUCAUUUUGCAAGGAUGGACGUGAGAUCAGUGUUGGAGAUUGUGCUCUAUUCAAACCACCCAAGGACUCCCCACCUUUUAUUGGAAUAAUUCGCUGGCUGACUACCGGGAAAGAGAGCGAGUCAAAGGUUGGUGUAAAUUGGCUGUAUCGACCUGCUGAAAUAAAGGUUGGCAAAGGCAUCCUUUUGGAAGCUGCGCCAAACGAAAUAUUCUAUUCCUUUCAUAAGGAUGAGAUUCCUGCUGCAUCGUUACUCCAUCCGUGUAAAGUUGCCUUCCUUCCUAAAGGUGUUGAACUUCCAUCAGGGAUUUGCUCAUUUAUCUGCCGGCGAGUUUAUGACAUUACAAACAAGUGUUUAUGGUGGCUAACUGAUCGGGAUUAUAUUAAUGAACGACAGGAAGAAGUAGAUAAGCUAUUGUAUAAAACACGCAUAGAAAUGCAUGCAACAGUGCCCCAAGGUGGGCGUUCACCAAAGCCAAUGAAUGGUCCGACGUCAACUUCUCAGUUGAAGCCUGGUUCAGAUAGCAUACAAAAUACUGCCUCAUCCUUCCCUUCUCAAGUUAAGGGAAAGAAGAGGGAACGGGGAGAUCAGGUUUCUGAGCCUGUUAAACGAGAACGUUGUUCUAAAAUGGAUGAUGGUGAUUCUGGUCAGUGUAGACCAGAAAGUAUUUGGAAAUCGGAGAUUGCUAAAUUUACGGAAAAAGGGGGGCUUGUUGACUCUGAAGGGGUUGAGAAAUUGGUACAACUCAUGCUGCCUGAGAGAAAUGAUAAAAAGAUAGAUUUGGUGGGCCGGUCAUUACUGGCUGGUGUCAUAGCAGCCACAGAGAAGUUUGAUUGCCUUAAUCGGUUUGUGCAGCUUAGAGGCUUGCCUGUAUUUGAUGAGUGGCUGCAGGAGGUGCAUAAAGGGAAGAUUGGUGAUGGUAGCAGCCACAAGGAUAGUGAUAAAUCAAUCGAGGAUUUUCUCUUAGUUUUACUCCGUGCAUUGGAUAAACUACCUGUAAAUCUUCAUGCAUUGCAAAUGUGUAAUAUUGGCAAGUCGGUGAACCAUCUGCGCACACAUAAGAACUUGGAAAUUCAGAAGAAAGCAAGAAGCCUAGUUGACACAUGGAAGAAACGCGUUGAGGCUGAAAUGGAUGCAAAAUCUGGUUCUAAUCAGGCUGUUGCAUGGGCUGCAAGGCCGCGACUUCCAGAAGUUUCACAUGGUGGGAACAGACAUUUGGGUACAUCCUCUGAGGUUGCAAUGAAAAGUUCAGCUGCCCAACUUUCUGCUUCAAAAAAUGCUCCAGUCAAGCUUGUCCAGGGGGAGAUGGUGACCAAGUCUGCAUCUGGUUCUCCGGGGUCAAUAAAAUCUAUACCAUCUUCUACAUCAGUGGGCAAUAGCUUGAAAGAAGGACAGGCCCGUAAUACUGGUGUUAGUGGUGCAUCAGACCUUCCUAUAAUUGCUGCAAGGGAUGAGAAAAGCAGCAGUUCCAGUCAGUCCCACAACAACAGCCAAUCUUGCUCCAGUGACCAUGCCAAGACUGGGGGGAUUUCUGGAAAGGAGGAUGCAAGGAGCUCUACGGCUGUUUCUAUGACUGCAAAUAAGAUCAUUGGUGGUUCUUCUCGGCAUCGUAAAGCAAUCAAUGGUUUCCAAGGUCCAGUCUCAUCUGGGAUCCAAAGGGAGACUGGGUCAAGUAGGAAUUCUUCCUUGCACAGAGGUCAGGGUGCAGAAAAAUUAUCGCAGUCCAGUUUGACAUGCGAUAAGGCAGCUGAUGUUCCAAUGGGAGAGGGUAAUAACCAUAAAUUAAUUGUUAAAAUACCUAAUAGAGGCCGUAGUCCUGCACAAAGUGCUAGUGGAGGAUCUUUAGAAGAUCCCUCAGUCAUGAAUAGCAGAGCUUCUUCUCCAGUGCUUUCAGAGAAGCAUGAUCAAUUUGAUCGUAACUUGAAGGAAAAGAGUGAUGCUUAUCGAUCUAAUGUUAUCUCUGAUGUCAAUAACGAGUCGUGGCAAAGCAAUGAUUUCAAAGAGGUACUUACUGGGUCUGAUGAGGGUGAUGGGUCUCCUGCCACUGUUCCUGAUGAAGAGAACUGUAGGACUGGUGAUGACAGUAGGAAAUUAGCAGAUGUCCCCAAAGCGGCUUCCUCAUCAUCUGGAAAUGAACAUAAAUCUGGCAAAUCGCAUGAGGAAUCUUUCAGCUCCAUGCAUGCUUUGAUUGAAAGUGUCAAGUACUCUGAGGUAAAUGCAUCCAUGUCACUUGGAGAUGAUGUUGGAAUGAACCUACUUGCUAGUGUGGCUACUAGAGAGAUGUCCAAAUCAGAAAUGGGUUCUCCAAAUCAUUCUCCACAAAGAAACGCCACUACUAUUGAUAACUCUUGCACAAGCAGUGAUUCAAGACUAAAGUCAUCUCCUGGCAAUAACGCUCGAGACAGUAAAUCAUCCGUUGAUGGCAUUGAUGAUGAGCUUGGGAAGCGGGGGACUAUUGCUGGUGUGUCACUAGCUAAGAUCACUGAGGAUAAAACAGAGGUGCUCAAUGGGCAUCCAGGUACUUUUGGUAUGGAUGUGCAGCAAAUUGCAGAAUUCUGCCAACGAAAGAAUGUGAAAUCAGAAGAAACAUCACCAGCCACUUCAGUGGCAGUGCCCACUGCAAGCACAAUAGAUAAACCAUAUGCAGACAAAGAAACAUGGGACGGAAAGGCAGAUAGCAAGACAAAUGUAGAUAGCAUGUCCGAUACAAAUGAGAAGUUGCAUAGUUGUCUUGUAAGUGAGAGUAAGAUUGAUGUUUCAGGAGUAGAUGGUGGGACUGAACCUGUUGAAGAAUCAUUGCCGUAUCCAUCAAUGGAGAUAGAUGGGGAGAAUUUGAAGAAUAAAAAUGAAGAGUUGAAUAUUAAUCUGCAAACAGACCAAAAACAUCCAGCUACAAAUUGCCCUCAAUUCGCAAAAGUUACGGUUGGGGAAGUGCUGCAUCCUUCCAGUUCUGACAAGGAUAUGGUUUCUGAAAAUAAUACUGUUGGUGAGCUUAAGGUUGAAAAGAUUGAGGGAACAGAUGGUGGGAGUCAGCAUAAUGAAAAAGAAAAUAUUGCCCAAGAAAAAAAUGUUGGUUCAGCUGUUACUGAUUGCAAGGUUGAGUCUGCAGAGGAGAGUCUAGAAGGUAACCAGCCUAAAGGACAACAUAGUGGUGGCCCAGUUCAUCACAAUCCAUCGCCUGGAUUGCAAGAACCAGAGGAGGAAGGGAGGUCUAGAGGAUCAAAAUUGACUGGCAUUGUCGCUGAUGAAACUGAGGAAUGUACAUCUGCUGCUGCACACGCUGCUUCGUUAUCUCCUGCAGUGGGGUCAAAUAUUGAAGCAAAACUGGAAUUUGAUUUAAAUGAAGGCUUCAAUGCUGCUGAUGAUGGGAGAUAUGGGGAACCAAAUAAUUUGAGAACACCUGAAUGUUCUGCUGCUAUUCAGUUGAUUAGCCCAUUGCCUUUACCUGUUCCUUCUGGAUCUGGUGGGUUACCUGCUUCCAUUACAGUGGCUUCUGCUGCAAAAAGGCCCUUUGUUCCUCCAGAGGACUUGCUGAAGAAUAGGGGGGAACUUGGUUGGAAGGGAUCAGCGGCCACGAGUGCCUUUCGUCCAGCUGAACCUAGAAAAUCUUUGGAUGCGACAAUAGGUACAAGUCACAUAUCUGUUCUAGAUGCAGGCACUGCAAGGCCCAGUCGUCCACCGUUGGAUUUUGACUUGAAUGUUCCAGAUGAAAGAAUCCUUGAAGAUUUAGCUUCUAGAGGUUCUUCUCGGGGUACAGUUUCUCUAGCUGACUUUUCAAAUAAUUGUAAACUGGCACAUGAAAGUGUUAUGGAUUCUACACCUUUUCGGAGCUCCGGGGGACUUGAUCUUGAUUUGAAUAGAGUGGACGAGCCAAGUGAUAUAGGUAAUCACUUAACAAGUAAUGGGCGUAGGAUGGAUGUGCAUCUUCAGGCAUUCAAAACGUCUUCAGUUGCAGCUGUUAAUGGAGAGUCGAGCAUUCGCAGGGACUUUGAUUUGAAUGAUGGGCCACUUGUGGAUGAGGGUAGUGUUGAACCAUCUCCAUUUGGUCAACACACCAGGAAUAUUACACCAUCCCAGCCAUCUGUUUCUGGCCUUCGGUUAAACAGUACUGAGAUAGGGAAUUUCUCUUCAUGGUUUCCUCAAUGUAAUCCCUAUCCAGCUGUUGCCAUCCCAUCUAUCUUGCCUGAUAGAGGGGAGCAGCCUUUUUCAAUGGUCACCCCUGGUGGGCCUCAGCGGAUGAUGGCUCCCCCUACUUGCAGCACCCCAUUUAAUCCUGAAGUCUACAGGGGGCCAGUGUUAUCAUCUGCUCCAGCAGUUCCUUUUCCGGCUUCACCAUUUCAAUAUCCUGUAUUUCCUUUUGGGGCCAAUUUCCCUCUACCAUCAGCCACAUUUUCUGGUGGUUCGACAACAUAUAUGGAUUCAUCAUCCGGUGGGAGACUAUGCUUUCCUGCGGUUCAUUCUCAAGUAUUAGCACCUGCUGGUGCAGUCCCGUCCCAUUAUUCAAGGCCUUUUGUUGUUAGCCUCCAGGACAGUAGCAACAACAGUGGCUCUGAGAGCAACAGGAAAUGGGGAAGGCAAGGCCUAGACCUCAAUGCAGGACCUCUCGGCCCAGAUAUGGAAGGGAGAGAUGAGACAUCUUCUCUUGCAUCAAGGCAAUUGUCUGUUGCCAGUUCACAGGCCCUUGCAGAGGAGCAGUCAAGGAUGUAUCAAGUGGCAGGCAGUUUCUUGAAGAGGAAGGAACCAGAGGGUGGGUGGGAAGGUUACAAGCAAUCAUCAUGGCAGUAGAGAUCCUUAAUGGCAACAUCUGAUAAUCCUUGAAGCCCAUAUCUUCGAUUGAUGCUGACUAGCAUCCAGAGGUCGUCAUCUAACUCAUGCUCUCCAAGGAAGGGUGGUAAGUGAGUUAUUUGAUGUCAUCUGAUCUCCAACCCCAUCUUUCGCUGUAUGAAAUGUAUCUUAAGGAAUCUGUUAGGGGUCGAGCAGAUAUUUCGUUAAAUUCGUCCUGGGUGGCUGCUGUUCGCUUUCCCCUUUGUAGAUAUGUUAAACUGUUGGAAAGCAGCAUGCAGUCUCUGUUACCCAGACAUUGGAAAUUGGUGGCCCGUGCUGUUAUUCAGUGCAUCAACAUUUCAUACUGUUGGACCGAAAACCAUCCAUCCUUUUCCAGCCUUUCCAAGAAUGUAGGAUGGGUUAGUGGACUGCUCUAAACAGAAGCCCUUUUGUAUGUGCUUUGAUGUUAAUUUAUCUUCCUUUCCCCCCUUGCUUUCUUUUAAUCACAUAUAUAUAGUAGCAAAAUGGACAUUAUGUAGGACGAUUCAAAUGACAGGUGAAAUCUGAUCUAGAGUUUAAUUGUAUCUGAUAAAAGAAAAAAAAAAAAAUUAAAAGUUUAGUGCCUGUCAACUUAAUAUGAGGCAUUAUGGUUCUUUAUAUUGAAUUUUGAUGAUUUACGAUUCAUGUCUAUCCUUACUUUUUUGGGAGACAUGCUUAAUACUGCAGGUUCAUUUGAA
Messenger RNA from Jatropha curcas, 5968 nucleotides. RefSeq lists its product as uncharacterized. NCBI's taxonomy places the organism in Eukaryota, Viridiplantae, Streptophyta, Magnoliopsida, Malpighiales, Euphorbiaceae. Gene Ontology annotation, cellular component: nucleus. The record is from RefSeq and is a predicted model, not a curated record. Gene Ontology annotation, molecular function: chromatin binding.